Molecule: messenger RNA, 1635 nt
Organism: Opisthorchis viverrini
Lineage: Eukaryota; Metazoa; Platyhelminthes; Trematoda; Opisthorchiida; Opisthorchiidae
Exons: 10
Coding region: 1-1635 (544 amino acids)
Source: RefSeq, a predicted model, not a curated record
AUGGAAGCACCAACGGACAUGGAUUCUCCGAGGGCAGGUGUUCACGACAAUUUCUGUGGAUGGAAAACAGAACGAAAGCUCGAGGGUCAAGGAUCCCAUGCCUGGCAUAUACUUCGAGUUCGUACAACCCAAUACACUUUGCCAAACGUUUAUGAUGGAGAGUGGAAAAACGGCGUGCGUCAUGGAUUUGGAGUUUUCCACUACCCAAACGGAUCCAAGUAUGCGGGUUAUUGGAAGGACAACAUGAAGCACGGAAAAAGGAAACUACUCACAAGGUUGCUGAAAACUCUUCGACAGCCCACGACCGAUUUCGCCCUUCUCGGGGCUCAUCAGGUAGGCGCAGUCCCCCUAGUUUCCGUCAACCUUAUGUUCUACUUGAACCCAUAUUGGACUGUUUUCGAGAAAUACAAUCAUUUGCGAAUCGUUUAUGGUAUUCUACAACUGAAUGGCAACCUCAUCCUAAAGGACGGCAGAGUGUUUGAAAGAGUGUUCAAAGAGGACUGUUUGAUUGGACAACCGGAUGACCCAGUAGUUCACGAUAUGGGGCAACCAGGGCUGGAGAGGUUGGACACACGUUUGCCUUUGUUCCCAGAGAUCACUUCUGGUGUACCGCCGGUGGAGUCCAUGUUAAGCAAUACGUCGGACAGCAAUCUCUUGGAAUACUAUAUCCGGCCACAUCUUGCCAGUGAACACGACACUACUCAAGAACUAAAAGCAAUGCAAAAUUGCAUAACAACUCAUGUGGCCGCGCUGAGAUGCAUCUACCAGUUCUAUGGUCGGCUCGGUUUGGACGAAAUGCCAGACAACACAAUUGUAUUGAAACACUUUCAGUUUUGCCAGCUUCUCAAAGACUGUCGGUUGCACCAGCACACCAGCUUGGCUGAAAUUGACAGAAUCAUCGGUAAGAUUUAUCCCUUCACAACGGAAGAAGCGGACAAUGUUCGAUGGCCAGAUAGUCUGAUUUCAUUUUGUGCAUUCGUCAACAUCCUCGCCAUUUUGGCCUGCAAUUUGUGCUCACAAGUGCAGCUUUUCCAGCAUAGAGGGAGGAUCGAAAGAGGCAAACCAAGUGAUGGACUGGCUUUUCUUCUGACUCAAGUGGUACUGCGGAGCGCAUGCAACAUAAGCGGACCCCUCUAUGAAGACAAGCAGAAAACGCAAGAAAUAUUUGCGUUCAGGGAACCAACAUUUCACAUCUAUCAAUUUCUCAGCCAGUUUUAUAGCAAGGACUACCAGCUUUUGGACGCGAAGUUGACUACAAAGGACGUUGUGGAGCUACUUUGCGCUAGCAACCCCGCAGCAGGUCCUCCGACCGAAUGUAAUCUCGAGGUUGAACUAACGUUCUUCGACUUCUUCGAGGCGCUGGUUCAGUGUGCUACUCACACGCGAGCAGAAGAGCCUCCUACAGAACAACCUCCAGAAGUUAAUGAAGAGAUAGAGCCCACAGAGGCUGUUCCAAAAGAUGAGGGCACAUCAGCUCAAAAGGGUAAGACAUUUAACGGCACACAGAAAAUUUCCCUUCGAUACCUUCUUCCGAUGUUCACUUGCCGUGCGGAUACCACUUCAGUGAGGGACUUGAAACUUGAGGGAUGUUUGAUAUGCACGUCGGUAGAUGGGUUUGAUCGCCACACUAAGUGA